UCAAUCUGUCUUUGUUCGCGUGAUUGUCUGAUAAUUUGAAACGUUUCACCUAAAGAAAAAGGAUAUCUUGUUGUAUCUUUCUAUACUAAACUGUAUAACGCAAUAUUUUACUAACUAGAUACAUUUUUAUCAACAUGUAUUACAAAAGUGUGUUAUGUUAUAAUUACAUUGAAUUGUCACUAAUGUUCCUAUUUCCAUUAAUUCUCUUGGCAGGAUCAUUCAUUUAUAAAGUGGAUGCUGAAGCUUUGGAGACUUUGAUGCAAUGGUCGUUCAUGGAUUAUCUUUUACCUUACGAUCGUGGCUUUCAUGAUAACUAUCGACCAGAAAAUGUCGUUCCCACAGGCAUCGAAGUCUCUUGGCGAAGAAUUUUCAUCAGCACUCCACGCCUACGUGAUGGCGUUCCAGCUACUUUGAGUUACAUUCCAAGAAACGUUCCACCAGGUAGCAGUCCAAAACUUCAAGCUUAUCCUUCGUGGGAUUGGCAUACCGCAGGAAGAGGAGAAAUAAAUUGUUCUCAAUUAAUAUCUGUCUAUAGAUCAAGACUUGACAGAUGUAAUAGAUUAUGGGUCAUUGAUAGUGGUGUUAUGACAUCUAUCGAUAAUUUUACACCAGUUUGUCCACCUAAAUUACUUGUCUUUGAUCUUCAUACAGAUACACUCGUCAGACAAUACGUUUUUCCACGUGAGGUUUUAAGGCCAAAUAGUUUAUUGACUAAUCUUAUUAUCGACGAUACUAAAUCAACAUCUUGCGAUGAUGUAUUUAUCUAUAUAAGUGACACAGCUGGACCAGGACUUCAAAUUUUUGAUGGUGCAAAUAAUACAAGUUGGCGAGUACUUCAUGCUUCGAUGUUUCCUAAUCCAGAUUAUACUAUUUAUCAGAUUGUCGAUGAGACCUUCGAACUUCCAGAUGGUAUUGUGGGAUUAGCUUUAUCUUCAAGGCAAGGUAUGUUGUAUUAUCAACCACUCGCCACUGAUCGUCUCUUCGGUGUACCCACGUCGGCACUUCAAGCUGGUCCACUCCCCUUCGGACAACAACUUCCAGUGUCCUUGAUAGGUAAAAAGUCUAGUCAAGGUAUUCCGUUAGUUGUGGAUCCUCUAGACGACUCGAUUCUCUUCUCACCACUAACGGAAACUGCUAUUGCCAGUUGGCAACCUCUAACAAAUAAUCAAAGAAUCGUUGUAUACAAUCCAGAAAAAUUGCAAUUUGUCGCUGAAAUGAGAUGGGUCGAACGUGACGAUGGAAGAAUCUGGAUCAUGUCCAGUAGAUUUCAUAAAUUUUUCAAUCGUAGAGCAUCCUCUCAAGAGAUUAAUAUUCGUAUUAUGAGAAUCAUUCCGGAAACUGUUUUAUCAAAAAGUCUACCAUUGUAUCAAUAUAUCAAUCCACAUUUUUCGCAAAUUUUGUAUAACAACUCGGUCGGGUUUUAGAUAGAUUUAUAAACUAAACAAUCUCUUAAAACUUGUAAAUUAUUAUUUUAAUGAUAUAUUUGACCGAGAUUCACUUCUAUUGUUUUAGUAUAAUCUUUAAAUGAAAAUAUAGAGAAUCUUAUAUAUUUUAAUUUGUUGUGAUCUUAGUAUCAGAUAGGCAGAAUGUCAUUUUAAUAAUUACUUUUUUUUCUUUUUACGUUUACAGAAUUGUAUACGAUUCAUUUGUCAAGAAAGUUGAUUGAUGUUAAUGUGAUUU
Polistes dominula (European paper wasp) is the source of this 1680-nucleotide messenger RNA. Its product is annotated as dopaminechrome tautomerase. Gene Ontology annotation, cellular component: extracellular region. The record is from RefSeq and is a predicted model, not a curated record. NCBI's taxonomy places the organism in Eukaryota, Metazoa, Arthropoda, Insecta, Hymenoptera, Vespidae.